GCGGAUCAUACUAAUAGUUAUUGUGGGUGGGCCUAACGAAGGAGCUCAUUAUGGCGACGCCCCCGAAACGGCGAGCCUUGGAUACUACAGGGGGAAAAGUGCUGCGGUAUGAGGCCUUUAUCAGUGACGUCCUGCAACGAGACUUGAAAAAGAUGCUGGACCAUCGAGACAAGGUAUAUGAGCAGCUAUCCAUAUACCUUCAACUGAGAAAUGUUACUGAGCGACUCCAGGAAACCAAUCACCCGGAAUUAUAUAUGCAGGUGGACUUGGGCUGUAACUUCUUCGUUGACACAGUGGUCCCAGAUACUUCACGCAUCUAUGUGGCCCUGGGAUAUGGUUUUUUCCUGGAGUUGACACUGGCUGAAGCUCUCAAGUUCAUUGACCGAAAGAGUUCUCUUCUCACAGAGCUCAGCAACAGCCUCACCAAGGACUCCGUGAAUAUCAAGGCCCAUAUCCAGAUGAUGCAAGAGGGACUUAGAGAACUACAAGGCCUGCAGAAUUUCCCAGAGCCAUCUUCCCAUUGAAUGCUUCUUCCCAUCCUCCAAUAUUAAAGAGCCUGAAUGCCUUGGAA
Molecule: messenger RNA, 571 nt
Organism: Meriones unguiculatus (Mongolian gerbil)
Lineage: Eukaryota; Metazoa; Chordata; Mammalia; Rodentia; Muridae
Product: protein UXT
Exons: 1
Coding region: 51-524 (157 amino acids)
Biological process (GO): negative regulation of transcription by RNA polymerase II
Molecular function (GO): transcription corepressor activity
Source: RefSeq, a predicted model, not a curated record